AUGGUUACUGUAAUUGUAGUGGUGGUUACCGGAAUGGCGCUGGGCAAUGGCUACGUGAACGAGGCGCUCAAUAUCGAUACGUCGAUCAGAUACGCGUACGGUCAUGGAAUUAUCGAUGAAAAGGCGUGGACCACCCUGGAGAACGAAUGCUGUCAUGGCUGUAUUGAGACGUGUGAUUUGACGCAGGUGACUGGUCACUGCGCUCGAAUGGUCGAGGACAUUUUUCAAUUCCUUUGGUUCGGUGGCUUGAAUCCAUAU
Anisakis simplex (herring worm) is the source of this 258-nucleotide messenger RNA. The record is from the annotation of a GenBank genome assembly. NCBI's taxonomy places the organism in Eukaryota, Metazoa, Nematoda, Chromadorea, Rhabditida, Anisakidae.